Xenopus laevis (African clawed frog) is the source of this 527-nucleotide messenger RNA. RefSeq names its product fatty acid binding protein 1 S homeolog (gene fabp1.S). Gene Ontology annotation, cellular component: cytoplasm. The transcript has 4 exons. Gene Ontology annotation, molecular function: lipid binding; fatty acid binding. Gene Ontology annotation, biological process: fatty acid transport. Bases 41 to 424 code for a protein of 127 amino acids. The record is from RefSeq and is a predicted model, not a curated record. Lineage: Eukaryota; Metazoa; Chordata; Amphibia; Anura; Pipidae.
AUUCAACUUCACUCUGCUGCUGUCUCUGCCUGCAACCACCAUGGCCUUUGCUGGGAAGUAUGAGCUGGUCCAUCAGGAGAACUUUGAGACUUUUAUGAAGGCCAUCGGUCUCUCUGAUGAGCUGAUCCAGAAAGGCAAGGACGUUAAGAGUGUCACCGAGAUUGAACAGAGUGGCAAACACUUCAUUGUCACUGUGACCACUGGCUCCAAAGUCUUACGCAAUGAGUUCACCAUUGGGCAGGAAGCAGAGCUAGAAACACCAACAGGGGAGAAGGUCAAGUCCGUGGUAAACAUGGAGGGUGACAAUAAGUUAGUGGUACACCUGAAGGCAAUCACAUCCACCACUGAACUGUCCGGAGACACUAUCACCCAUGUCCUGACCCUGAAAGACCUUGUUUUUAAAAGAGUCAGCAAGAGAGUCUGAGGCAAACGUUUACUGUGUAAAAAAGACCCAAUGAAAACAUUUGUACAAUAUAAAAACUCAUCUCACUGUGUAAAAAUGUGAAAUAAAAUAGUUUAAACAAAAA